AUGGCUGGUCCAGAAGAUAAGAGAAGGCCUGCCGCGCUCAACCUCGCUGCAGCUCGACCUGGAACAUCCGAAUCAUCAUCCUCAGACGGCUCAUUGAAGCCUCGAACUCCUCGAUUCGCCGAAGCAACUUCAGUUCACUCACCCGUUGACGCUCGAUCACCAUUUGCCGACCCCGACAAGUCUCACGUCGCUCAACCUCAGCCUGCUGACGUUGGUUUUGGCUACAUCGCCCAACGAGAAUCAAUUCCCGUCCCAAUGACUCCCAAAACACCACUGAAGAGCGCCAUGAAGGUGCCGGGAACACCUGCUCAUCUCAAAAAUCCUCUGAGCCCAACCUUUCGAGAAGAGGAUAUCCUUGAGAAGCAGGAACGGUCUACCGAAAAGGAGCAGGCUCGCGAUGUGAAAAUCAAAGCCCGCGUUCGCCUGGCCAAAUUCGCUCUCAGAGGUGUCAGCUUCAGUUGCUCUCUUAUCAUUCUUGCAAUGCUUUCAGCCUCUUUCUCUAUCUUCAACGCUACUCGAGCCCUCCCAAGUCAGAGCAAGAUGCCCCCGUGGGCCAAGAACACUAACCCAUGGCAACAGAAGCUUGUCCUUGCCAUGGCUUGCGUUUCUCUUAUUGCUAGUGUUUUUGUCUUCAUUGCCUACUGCCGAGGUGGCCACCGACGUGCCGAGAAAGUUGGAGCCUACUACACCAUAUUCGCCAUCAGUUGGUUCAUUUUCGCUCUCAUCCUCUGGGUCAUCACUGCUGCUCUCUUCCAGAGCUCAAGGAACAACGGCGACAACAAGGACAUGUGGGGUUGGUCUUGUGUGAACAACCAUCGAGCCGACCUCUUCAGCGACAAAGUUUCGUAUUCACUCGUUUGCCGUCUGCAAAACUGGGCCAUGAUUUGCAUGAUCAUCGAAAUCGUUGUUGGGCUCCUCGCCAUUCUCCUUUACAGCGUCGUCUUCUACCGCUACUACACCAAGCAACGCCUUUUCAAGUCUAUGGACAUGCGAGACCGCGCCCGCUCUGAUCUUUACCUUGCUCAACUUCGCAGCCAGUCUGCUCCCAACACUCCUGGCUUCGGACCCAAGUCUCCCGCUCUCAGCGCUUACGCCAUGUCACCCCGUCACCCUCCCGCCGCCUACCGAAACUUGUCCGACAUCAGCGAGAACCCUAACCCUUUCACGCCUGGUACACAGUUCGCCGAGCCCAAGUCCCAGUUCGUUCCUCAGGACACCGGCUUCAAACUUCAGGCUCCCCCUACCAAGGCACCUUCUGCUACCCCGAAGCUGAACCAGUCAGCUUUCACGCCUACUGAGACUUCAGCCCCGUCGCUUCCCGCUGUUCCUACCGUUCAAGUUUCCGAGCACGGUGCUAUGGACUCUCAAGAGCCAACGUAUGAGGCUGUUCCCAUUCCCGGUGCUUAUACUGGACAGUUCAUCAGGAGCCCGCCACCCGCGCAGACAUCUUUUGGCCAAAGCCACUACUAG
This is a messenger RNA of Fusarium coffeatum, 1470 nucleotides long. RefSeq lists its product as uncharacterized. The record is from RefSeq and is a predicted model, not a curated record. The transcript has 4 exons. The coding region runs from base 1 to 1470 and encodes 489 amino acids. Lineage: Eukaryota; Fungi; Ascomycota; Sordariomycetes; Hypocreales; Nectriaceae.